Chrysemys picta bellii (western painted turtle) is the source of this 3580-nucleotide messenger RNA. NCBI's taxonomy places the organism in Eukaryota, Metazoa, Chordata, Testudines, Emydidae. The record is from RefSeq and is a predicted model, not a curated record.
GGUGGAGAGGCUGGGAGCUAGGACUCCUGGGUUCUAUCCCUGCUAUGCCACUGACUUCAUAUGCAAGGUUCAGCGAGUCACUUCCCCUCGGCGGCGUCUCUCUUGGGAGGGUGGCGAGGCAGCGGUCGCGUGUCUGACAGUGACUCUCACGCUGGAGGCUGCGGUCCCUGCGGAGCGGCCUGAGAACAGGGGUUUGGGGUGGAGGGAAACGCCGGAGCCGCCCUUCCCCCACUCUCCCACGGCUCCGGCUCUGCGCCUGCUGUUCCACAGGUGGGCGAUGGAGCAGCCCGUGUGCCUCAUCGCCAACCCGGCCGACGGGCUGGAGGUGAUGGAGGAGGCGCUGAAGGCCCUGCGUGGCGUGGAUCAGCCCGUGGUGGUGGUGGCCGUGGCCGGGCUGUACCGCACCGGCAAGUCCUACCUUCUGAACCAGCUGGCCGGCAGGAGAACCGGGUUCUCGCUGGGCUCCACCAUCGAGUCGCACACCAAGGGCAUCUGGAUGUGGUGCCUGCCCCACCCCCGCCGGGCCGGCCACACCCUGGUGCUGCUGGACACCGAGGGGCUGGGCGACGUGGACAAGGGUGACACCAAGAACGACGCGUGGAUCUUCGCGCUGGCCGUGCUCCUCAGCAGCACCCUGGUCUACAACAGCAAAGGGACCAUCGACCAGUACGCCAUGGAGCAGCUGCACUUUGUGUCUGAGAUCAGCACCCACAUCCGGAUGAAAGCCCAGGCCGGGGAUGGCUUUGAGGACGACACUCAGUACUCCCGCUUCUUCCCCAAAUUCAUCUGGGCCGUGCGGGAUUUCACGCUGGAGCUGAAGCUCAACGGGCAGGCGGUGACGGAGGACGACUAUCUGGAGAGCGCGCUCGCGAGGAGGAAGGGUUUCACAAAGGAAGUGUCCGAUUACAACGUGAUCCGGGACUGCCUUCGCAACUACUUCCCCACCCGCAAGUGCUUUGUCUUCGUGCCGCCCGUGGCGGGGGAGAAAAUGAGUCAGCUCUCCACACUGCCGGACAGCGCCUUGCACCCGCAGUUCCUCGCGCAAGCCACCAGCUUCUGCGAGUACGUCCUGCGGGAGUCGCAGGUCAAGACCGUCCCCGGAGGGCAGCCCGUCACUGGCCGACUGUUCGGCUCCUUAGUGCAAAGCUACGUGGACACCAUCCGCAGCGGGCAGGUGCCCUGCCUGGACAACGCGGUGACCGCCAUGGCCGCCAUCGAGAACGAGGCGGCCCUCAGGGAGGCGCUGGCUCACUACGCGGCCGGGAUGGGGGGGCUGCGGCUGCCGGCGGAGCUGGCCGAGCUCUUGGCGGCGCACGGGACACACGAGGCGGACGCCCUGCAGCUCUUCAUGCAGCGCUCCUUCAAGGAUGAGGGUUACACGUACCACAAGCGGCUGAUGGAGGCGAUCAAGGAAAGUUACGGGCGGUUGUUGGGCCAGAAUGAAGCUGCGUCCAAGGACUCCUGCCGCGCCCUGCUGGAGACGCUCUCAGCUGCCAUGCAGAAGCAGUUCAGAGACGGGGUCUACUCCCAGCCCGGGGGGUACGAGCUGUAUCUGAGAGAUCGGAACCAGGUGGUGGAAGAUUUCCGCAAGACCCCCAACAAAGGAGUCAAGGCGGAGGAGGUACUGGAACAGUUCCUGGCCAGCAAGAGGAGCGAAGCAGAAACAGUCCUCAACGUCGACAAAAAGAUGACUGAAGCAGAAAAGGACCUGGCCACCCAGAAGCAGACGGCGGAGCUCCUGGAGCAGCAGCGGAAGGUGGCGGAGGAGAAGCGGCUGCAGACGGAGCGGCUGAUGAAGGACCAGGAGCGCAGCCACCAGGAGAUCGUGAAGCAGCUGGAGGCCAAGGUGGUGGAGGAGGCGGCUAAUGCCCGGCAGGAGGCGGCGCGGGCGCUGGAGAGCAAGCUAAAGGAGCAGGAGGCCAUGCUCCAGCAGGGUUUUAAGGAAAUGGCCCAGAUGCUGGGGGAGGAGAUCGCCGACCUGAGGAAGGAAAUAACCGAUUCCAAAGGGCAGGAGCUUCUCAACAUGGCGAAAGUCUUAGCUAAGACUCUCACGAUCGCAUAUGAUCUGUUCGUCCGUGACGACGGAGAUGCCCCCCCCCCCUUCCCGGAGCCAGGCCGGCGAGAGAACCGGGCGGCGGGUGUGAACCAGGCCAUCAGCCAGGGCUCCGCACGGCUCCGCACGGCCCGCUCCGGACGCAUGAAGCAAUGGGGCGUUUCGCUGCUCUGCCCCCUGCAGCCGGCAGCCAGGCCCGGCCCGACCCAGACGCAGAGUACGCAGCUGUGUAGGGCACCAGGAAAUGUGGGGCACCAAAUUCCCUGGUGCCCUACGCACCUGCCUGCUGCUCCAGCCCCAGCCCCACUGCCUCUUCCUACCCCUGCUCCGCCCCCGCCCCUGCUCCACCCCCAUUGGAUCGCUCGGCAAAUGCAGCCGGCAGCCGCUUAUCACUGGGCAGGGCCGGCUGCAGGGGACGCUCCCUUCGGCAGCUGGGCUGGCAGGUGCCCCCUCACCCCUGCCCCGAUGGAUCUGUACCUCGGCUUCGUCAUUCUGGAGGGGCUCCUGGCCCUGGCCGUGGUGGCCACCAACCUGCUGGUGUGCGCCGCGCUCUGCCUGCACCGGGAGCUGCGGAGCGUCACCAACUGUCUGGUGGCCUGCCUGGCGCUGGCCGACCUGGGCGUGGGCGCCCUGGCCAUCCCCUUCUCCGUAGUGCUCAGCCUGGAGCUCACCCUCUGCUUCUACACCUGCCUCUUCCUGGCCUGCUUCCCGCUGGUCACCACCCAGUUCUCCAUCCUCCUGCUGCUGCUCAUCGCGCUCAACGCCCACCUGAAAAUCCGUCUGCCCAGCAGCUACGCCAUGUACGUGAGGAGGGGCCGGGUGCUGGGCGCCGUGGGCCUGUGCUGGCUGCUCUCGCUGCUGAUCGGCCUCUCCCCCAUGAUGGGUUGGAACCGGCAGGGGCGCUACAUGGAGCGGAACUGGAACCGGACCCUGGCCGUCAGCUACGCCGCCGAGCGAGCCGCCGUGGUCCUCAUCGCCCGCGACCAGCCCUACGGCGGCUUCCUCUCCAAGGUGUACCCGGGCACGCGCGGGGCGCCCCCCUACAGCCACCUGCACGACGAGCACCUGGGGCGCUGCUCCUUCACCUCCGUCUUCGCCCCCGAAUACCUGGUCUACUUCGUCUUCUUCGCCUGCACGCUGCUGCCCCUGGGCGCCCUGCUGGGCAUCUACGCCAACCUCUUCCGGCUGGUGCGCGGGCACUUCCUUGCCCAGCCGCUGCGGGCGGCCAAGCGAGGGGAGCUGCCGAUGGCUCGCACCCUCCUCCUCCUGCUCGGCAUCUUCUGCCUUUGCUGGAUCCCGCUGCACGUCAUCUACUGCGUCCGGCUCCUCUGCCCCGGCUGCCGGAGCUACGCGGCCCUGGACCGCCUGGCCGUGCUGCUGUCCCACCUCAACUCCCUGGCCAAUCCGCUGGUCUACGCCAUGAGGAAGAAGGACUUUGGGCGGACGCUCAGGUCCGUCUGCCUCCGCUACGUCCCGUGCUGCUCCCGCGCCAAGGUUCAUCCCCAGGGCCGGAGCGGCCGAAGAUAA